Messenger RNA from Phanerochaete carnosa HHB-10118-sp, 621 nucleotides. RefSeq lists its product as uncharacterized. Lineage: Eukaryota; Fungi; Basidiomycota; Agaricomycetes; Polyporales; Phanerochaetaceae. The coding region runs from base 1 to 621 and encodes 206 amino acids. The transcript has 2 exons. The record is from RefSeq and is a predicted model, not a curated record.
AUGUCGCUGGUAGACUACGCGGUCGCCCUGGCAGUCGUUGUUACUACAAGCUUUUUGAGCCUCGCGGUGGUCAUCCAGGCAUUCGCAGGAAUUGUACAUGCGAGAUCUGGUUGGGAGAGAGAAGACAUUGGAGAUGCCGUUAACAAUGUGCAGCCAGCGAGCUCUGAAGACUCUGGGCUUGGCGACCUAAGGCCCAGCGACCCACAGUACAAUGACGCGCAACUGGACGACCUGGUGCGUGCGGGAUCGAGUGAGCCGCAGCCGGUGGAGGAUCUGCAGUCGGCAAGGCGUAGCGACCCGUAUUCCAGCGACCUACUACCGGAGAGAUCCAGCGACCCACAUCCCAGCGACCCACAUCCCAGCGACCCACAUCCCAGCGACCCACAACCCAACGACCCACAACCUAACGACCCACAACCCAACGACCCACACCCCGGUGACCCACACCCAAGCGACCCACAUCCCAGCGACCCACAGCCCAGCAACUCACACCCCAUCAGCCCGCAGUCCGGAGAUCCGCAGCCAGCAAGUGCCAGCGACCACGACCUGCAGCUGGUGAAGUCUAGCGACCCGCGCCCGGUGAGAACCAUCGUUGGACAUUCGUCCUACAUAGACUCAUAA